Hypoxylon fragiforme is the source of this 921-nucleotide messenger RNA. RefSeq lists its product as uncharacterized. The transcript is spliced from 2 exons. The coding region runs from base 1 to 921 and encodes 306 amino acids. Lineage: Eukaryota; Fungi; Ascomycota; Sordariomycetes; Xylariales; Hypoxylaceae. The record is from RefSeq and is a predicted model, not a curated record.
AUGAACUACCAAAUCGAGAACCUAAGCCUCACACCCGGAGGUUUCAACACUCCACCCGUCCGCCGCAGCCCCCGCCGCCACAACCCCGAGGGCUCCCGCUUCGCGCCCCCGGAGUACAUCGAGGCGCAGCUGAGAUCCGACCCGCCCAAGAACCUCAGCCCCGUCUGCAUCGCCGCGCUGCCGCACGUGCCGCAGUUCGGCAAGACGAUGGGCGUCGAGCUCAUGACGCUGGAGCACCUGAGGCGGUCCGAGAGAGUAACGCGGCGGAACACGGGCGGCGCGGUGCUGUACAUCCCGCUGCAGAGGAUGUGGCCGGCGCAGCAAACCUCGGGCCCGCCGCCGCCACCGCAGAUGCUGGUGUGGGGUUACUGGAAGGUGCACGAGCAGACUAUCCCGGUGGUGAAGCCGGCGCACCGGCCGAUGGACGAGUGGCGCCUCGAACAAAAGGACAUCCUGCUGCCGCUGCGCUUCGCGGAGUACGCGGACGGCAGCCUGGGCCCCUGGCAGUACCGGUUCGUGAAGCGGUGCGACGUGGCGGAUUGGGGGUCGCGGGUCAAGAAGAACGGCUCCUUCUUCGCAACGCAGAUCCUGUACAAGGACAUCUUCUCCCUCCUCUGGUACCUCGAGCGCCGCGCCCUCUACGACGCCAAGUGCCUCGAGUGCCUGUACCCCCGCGAGUGGACGGACCCGAUGUACGAGCAGCAUGCGGGCUUUUCGGCCACGCGGAUGCCGGCGUUUGACCAGGCGCUCGCCAACUACACGACACGUGUAUCCAGGGGGGACCUGUACGACAGCGAUGUCGAGCCCUGUGGUGAGUUCGAGGCGGACCCUAUGUCGAUGGGGCUGCAGGAGAAGAUUGACCGGUGGGUGCUUUUGGAACCGGACUCUACGGAUGGGGGAGAGCCGGAUGCUGUGUGGUGA